AUGGCUUGCAGCUCGAUACUCUCCCUACUCUUGCUGAUUGCUGUAUAUCUUGUCACUCCUUCGCUAUCCCGUACUACACAUCAGCAACCAUUGGCUGCCACAUACUCAUUUCGUAUACUUGACAAAAGGCUAUGCGCGGAAAUUGAUGAGCUCAGAGAGAGAUGGGGUGUCAAGGGCAUCACUCUAGGGGUCGCUGCUUCCCCGAAUUUCACUAAAGCAACCAAAGACGGGGCAGGUGAGGACUGGACUUCUGAAGUCUACACUUUCGGCAAAGCAGACCGGUAUGGAAAUGACGUGGACAACCGAACACUGUUCGGAAUCGCCUCCAACUCGAAAGUAUUUGUGGCUAUAUCAAUUGGGCUGCUCAUCGAGGACAAGACGUACCUACCGAAUGGAGAGCUGCUGGACUGGUCGACAAAGAUCAAAGAUAUCCUACCUGGAUGGGGUCUCAUGGAUGACUACGCCUCAACCCAUGCCGACCUGAUUGAUCUCUUGAGUAUGCGUUCCGGACUUCCCAGGCAUGAUGCUGCCAAAGGGCGAGUCAUUGUCUCGACGAUGCGAUACCUCCGACCCUCGGCAGAGCUUCGACAGGCAUGGCAAUACAACAACUUUCAUUACAUCGCUCUCGACCUCGUCAUACAAACGUUGACCAACAGAUCUUUGUCUGACUUUGUACAAAGCCGAAUCUUUGAUCCAGUUGGCUUACAAGACGCAACAUAUAAUGCUACCCAAGCUCGAUUGUCGGGUCACAGAAGCGAUGGCUUUGUGAGGCUGAACAGGAAUCUCACACAGUGUACGGUCGAACUUGAUAUCUCCCGAGCUGGCAUACCCCAUUCAUGCCUGGGCACGCCAGCGAGUAUAGGCUGGUGGGUAAAGGAUGACGGCUCAUUUGAAGCUGGUCCUGGGGGAAUUAUCAUGUCGGGCAGGGAUAUGGCCAAAUGGACCAAGGAACUGCUUGAUCCUCGACAUCUCCCCGCCGCUCUUGUUGACAAGUUGACUGUCACCUACGCCUCCAUGUAUGGCAAACCCCAGAAUCCGUACGUGGGUAUUCACACCUAUGGCCUCGGGCAGUGGGUUUAUACCUACCGGGGAUUUACUGUGCAUGGACACGAUGGCUCCCUUCCAGGGCAACAUUCUACCUUCAUACGGCUCCCAGAAAUCGGUUUCGGGUUCUUCCUGGCCAUCAACGACGAUGAUUUUGGUGCGCCGCUUCACAGGGCUAUCACCAACAUCAUUCUUGACAAGGUGCUUGGGCUGGACUACGUCGAUUGGGAAGGACAGGUCCAAUCCCUGGCAUUCACGAUCCCAGAGUAUCCCGACGUACCUACAGACCCUCGAGAAGCACCGGCGAAAGUGGCUGGAAGAUACACGGACUCGGGGUACGGAGAUCUUGAUCUGAAGCAGAUCCCGCACCCCGCUGGCCCUUUUGCUGCCCACAUACUGGAGACAGUAUCUCUGUCGCUCACUUCUGCGCCUCUCAACAUUACUGGGCCCAUAUACUUGGCCGAAAUCAAUAAAACAUUUGCUAGCCACAUCAUCUUGACACACUUUGACGGGCCGCUGUUCAACAUUACGCUUCUGGCUACGACCGAGACUUUAUCUCAAGCGGAUGAAGUGACAGGGACUGUAAUCAAGGUGGAAGGGUACGGUACCGCUGUGGUGCAAGAUGCAGGAGUUGGGAUCUUUGGAAAUAUAUGGGGCAAGGGGAAUCUGGCGAGAGAAUCAUCCGUCACUGAGGAGCAGACUGUGGUCAAAAAGGCUGCCGAAAUAUGGUUUGACAAGGUUGGCUGA
Cryptococcus wingfieldii CBS 7118 is the source of this 1791-nucleotide messenger RNA. RefSeq lists its product as hypothetical. Bases 1 to 1791 code for a protein of 596 amino acids. The record is from RefSeq and is a predicted model, not a curated record. The transcript has 5 exons. NCBI's taxonomy places the organism in Eukaryota, Fungi, Basidiomycota, Tremellomycetes, Tremellales, Cryptococcaceae.